AUGGAACGCCCCCACCGUCCUCCGCCGCUCACGAUCCCCCCGCCGCCCCGACCCCGAACCCGGGUCCGACGCCCUCGCGGCCCCAACGCCCGACAGGCGCGGCAGUUCAAGCGAUGGCUCUUCCGCGCCCAGAUCGCGAAUGACGUCGCCCACGUCGUCGGCGCCUCAAUUCUGCUAUGGAUCAUGUCGUGGUUUCUGUACAACGUAUCGUUUCCUCUUACAUACCGCACCGGCCCCGCCGCCGUCGCCCUUCUCGUGGUCCUCUCCACCGACAUCCUCCUCGACGCCCGUUCCAUAGUUCACGCCCACGACGCCUGGCCCGGCUGGGCCCUCCUUCUCCGCCUCCUCGUUGGCACCUCGUUGAUCGCCGUCUUCUGGGUCUACAUAGCCACCUACGGGCGCGUGCUGGCGUACAUGUUCCUCUGGGGCAUCGGCCUCUGGGACCUGCUGUUCGUCGUGCUGUGCCGCCACUGGCUCGGCAAGGAAGUAAAACGCUACGGCGGUCGCGCGAGGCGGGUGUUCCGCGAGAGGAGGUCGCCCGGUAUCAGCGCGCACCGGUUAAACAGCGCGGUCGCGGAAGAGCAGCCCAACCGGGUUGUUGUCAUGGACAUCGAGGCCGCGAGGCCAACGAACGAGGACGAGGGGAGCGGUGGCGGCAGGGUGGGGUUGCCGUUGCGCAUGGGCGUGAGGAGGGCAAAAAACAGCAUGAGCGUCAGCGUAAACUCUAUCGCGAGCGGCGCGGGGACGGGGACCACCACAAGGGAUGCGUCGCCGCCCCCACCUGUGUUUAUGAGGCCGGCGUGA
Messenger RNA from Colletotrichum spaethianum, 804 nucleotides. RefSeq lists its product as uncharacterized. The transcript has 3 exons. Lineage: Eukaryota; Fungi; Ascomycota; Sordariomycetes; Glomerellales; Glomerellaceae. The record is from RefSeq and is a predicted model, not a curated record. Bases 1 to 804 code for a protein of 267 amino acids.